Molecule: messenger RNA, 963 nt
Organism: Malassezia globosa CBS 7966
Lineage: Eukaryota; Fungi; Basidiomycota; Malasseziomycetes; Malasseziales; Malasseziaceae
Exons: 1
Coding region: 1-963 (320 amino acids)
Biological process (GO): biosynthetic process
Molecular function (GO): transaminase activity; pyridoxal phosphate binding
Source: RefSeq, a predicted model, not a curated record
AUGUACCCAGGCCUCCUUCCGGACCUAGCAUCCCGCGGAAUCCAUACAGUCAACAUUGCGACAGACGAGGAGGGCUUGUCCGAUUCGGCACUGGCGUCCGUGCUGGAGAAUUGGACAUCACACGAGCAGACGUCUAAGAUGCGCUUUCCCAAGGCCAUAUACACGGUACCGACAGGCAGUAACCCAGCCGGGACAACGGCUUCGGCGGAUCGCAAGCGUAAGAUCCUUGCACUUGCACGUCGACACCAGGUGCUUAUUAUGGAGGACGACCCCUAUUAUUACAUUGGCUUUGACGGGCUCGGGGAAGAUCCUGUAACGCGUGAACGUAUCCCCAGUUACUUUGCCCUGGAAAGAGAACAGGCUGAUGAAUAUGGGUAUGGAUAUGUAUUACGCUUUGAAAGCUUUUCGAAAAUCAUGUCGGCUGGUAUGCGACUGGGCUACGUUGUGGGGCCGAAGCCUAUCGUCACGGCCAUCGUCGCUUAUACGGCGACGAGCAGUAUUCAUGCAUCAUCACCAAUCCAAGUGAUUGUGGCACAUCUGCUCAGACACUGGGGUGUGAAUGGGUUCCUCCAACACGUGGACAAGGUCGCAAGCAUGUAUCGGGAGCGUCGUGAUGUCUUUGCGUCCAGUCUCGAAAAGAUAUUGGGCAGUGGUCCUACUCCUGUAGCCACAUGGACGACGCCCGUGUCAGGCAUGUUUUUCUGGCUGAAGUUGCACUUGCCGCCGACGCCUGAAGCGCCAGAGGGCGACUCGUUCCAGGUUAUUGCGGAAAAGGCGCUCGAUGAAGGUGUGCUUGUUGUUCCAGGAUCUUCGUUUUAUGCGGGUGGGUGUAAGACGCCAUACGCUCGUGUCAGCUUCAGUGUCAUUCCCGAGAAUGACAUAGCCGAGGGUCUGCAUCGCUUGCGCCGCGCGAUUGAAUCUGCAUGGAAGGAUGCAGGAUACAGCACAAUCCCACCAAUGUAA